AUGAGAAUCUCUAAAGGCUGGAUCUGGCUCGCAUUAGCUAGCGCCACGUUUGCAGCCAGUAUUUCAAAGCCACUGACUUCAGGUCACGCUGGCAGAACGCGAAACGUCGAUGCCCAUUUGGGUACUUUUUUGCACAACCGUAUCAGUCCCAAUUACUCAGAGCUGUACAUCGCGGACGCUAAUGGCUCCAACGAAAAGCUCCUAUUGGGCUUCAACUCUGUAUAUGACUUUCGAGCGAGCUGGUCCCCUAACGCCGAUAACGUUUACUUCACUUCAGAGCGACGGGGAGAUGGUCAAGCAGAUAUCUACCGUAUCGCCAUUAACGACACCAGUACCGCUGGCAACAGGGUUGAGCCCAUGGCCUUGUCUCCCGGUGUCGAUGAUCCUAGCUCGAUUUCUCCCGAUGCAUUUACCACUAGCCGAUUCAACCAAACCAGCCAGAUCAUGCUGAUGGUCUUGGAGGAUGGCUCCUUGAAGAACUUGACCCUGAGUUCUGGUAUCUCUGGCUCGGCCAGCAAUGCAAAUCCUAAUGGGUACUUUAAGCCUAUCUGGUCCCCGGAUGGUCUAUGGGUUGUUUUCACAUCGGACCGCAACACGCCAUGGCGAGGCCACAGCGCUGGAGCGGGCUGGGAACAUACGCAGGAGCUGUCUAUCUACGCCUGUUGUCCCAAUGGAUCCGACUUCCACCUUGUUUCUUCUCGCAAAAGCCACACCCAGGGCUCACCUCGAUUCUCUCCCGACAGCAAGCGCCUGGUCUUUUAUGAGAUAUUGACUGAGGAUACUUACAACUGUCGUCUGCAGCCCACGCUUGUGGAGUACGAGGGGUGGAUGAGUACGAGUAUCGUCUCCAUUGACUUUGAGACCGGUGGUGAUCGCAUUGUGCACGCUACUGGACUAGGUACCAAGAUCAGUCCUUCGUUCGUGACCAACGAUGUAAUUGACCUCUUCCACUCCUCUAUCCAAGACCAAACUAUUUUCGCUUUUUUUCUCACUUUACUCACAUACAAUGCUCUGGUCAUUGGAUACGUCCAGAAGUUGUCGGAUAAUAAUGGCAUCUACUAUACGUCGAUUUCAGGUAAAAACUACACGCAAUACCAGACCAUUCCCAUGAAUUCCAUGACGCCUGCAAUCCGUUCGCCCACAUGGUCUCCGAAUGGCAAAUAUGUCAUCUACGAAAAGCAAGGCCCCACGGGAGGUAGCACAGCGACAUCCAAGACCCAGUAUUCCGAGCUCUGGAGCUUUGAUUCCGAUUGGGACUACCGAUUUACGGAUGUUUUUCCCAUGGGAGCACGAGGAAAAUGCCCUAUGAUGGCCAUGUCACAACAGAUGGAGGGUCCCGCACUCAACAACCUCAUGACACUCAAUAUGGAUGGUACUAAUCAAACCACCAUUUUCGAGACUAAAAAGGCCAUGAUCAACCCUUCCCUCGCAUCAGGAUAUAACGCGCGUGCCUACCAGGGUAGCUGGGGUCCCAAAAACGCCAACAUAACUUUUGGCUUCGGUGCAUACUUUGUUGCUCGUGAGAGCAAUCCCGGUUUCAUUUUGAGUAUCGGUGCUGGUGGGGGUCCUGAGGACUUUACUGUUCUCGCUGGAAACAACAUCACCAAUUACGGUUUCCCAUCCUAUAACCAUGAUGGCACCAAGGUCGUUUUCCGUACUUGGCCUGGUACUGCCGCCAAUGGCACUACUGUCGGAUCUACUGGUCUAGCCAUCGUUGACGUUCCUGCGAAGAAAAUCAAGCAGUUGACCACCGAGUGGGAUAACUUGCCAGCCUUCUCGCCCGACGGCAAGAAGAUACUUUUCACUCGCCGCACCAACUGGAACAACAUUGGUGACAACUACGACAUCUUUACGAUGAACCUGGAUGGAACUGGUCUGAUUAAGUUGACUUCUUCCGUAGCUAGCGAUGCCCAUGCGGUGUGGACUCAAGAUGGCCGCAUUAUGUACAGCACUGCUAUGUUCGGGUUUCAGCAGGAGGCCGCCCUUUACGAUGACUCCAUGCAGCCGUAUGCAGUGAUCGUGGAGAUGGAAGCCGAUGGCAGCAACAAGCGGGUCAUGACUAACAGCCUGUGGGAGGAUGCCAUGCCCAUGUUUCUUCCUGCCCAUAUAUUCCGCGCAACAUGUUAA
Messenger RNA from Penicillium macrosclerotiorum, 2127 nucleotides. RefSeq names its product TolB family protein. The coding region runs from base 1 to 2127 and encodes 708 amino acids. NCBI's taxonomy places the organism in Eukaryota, Fungi, Ascomycota, Eurotiomycetes, Eurotiales, Aspergillaceae. The record is from RefSeq and is a predicted model, not a curated record. The transcript has 2 exons.